GCGGCCGGGAGCUGCAUGGGGGAGCGCGGGCCGCGCUCGGGAAGAUGCCCCGGCCGGAGCUGCCCCUGCCGGAGGGCUGGGAGGAGGCGCGCGACUUCGACGGCAAGGUCUACUACAUAGAUCACACGAGCCGCACCACCAGCUGGAUCGAUCCGCGGGACAGGUACACCAAACCGCUCACCUUUGCUGACUGCAUUAGUGAUGAGUUGCCGCUAGGAUGGGAAGAGGCGUAUGACCCGCAAGUUGGAGAUUACUUCAUAGACCACAAUACCAAAACCACCCAGAUUGAGGACCCCCGGGUACAAUGGCGGCGGGAGCAGGAGCACAUGCUGAAGGAUUACCUGGUGGUGGCCCAGGAGGCCUUGAGCGCGCAGAAGGAGAUCUACCAGGUGAAGCAGCAGCGCUUGGAGCUCGCACAGCAAGAGUACCAGCAGCUGCAUGCCGUCUGGGAGCACAAGCUGGGCUCCCAGGUCAGCUUGGUGUCGGGUUCAUCAUCCAGCUCCAAGUACGACCCUGAGAUCCUGAAGGCUGAGAUUGCCACCGCGAAAUCCCGGGUCAACAAGCUCAAGAGAGAGAUGGUUCACCUCCAGCAAGAGCUGCAGUUCAAAGAGCGUGGCUUUCAGACCCUGAAGAAAAUCGAUAAGAAAAUGUCUGAUGCUCAGGGCAGCUACAAAUUGGAUGAAGCUCAGGCUGUCUUGAGAGAAACAAAAGCCAUCAAAAAGGCCAUCACUUGUGGAGAAAAAGAAAAGCAAGAUCUCAUUAAGAGCCUCGCCAUGCUGAAGGAUGGCUUCCGCACGGAGAGAGGGUCCCACUCUGACCUGUGGUCCAGCAGCAGCUCUCUGGAAAGUUCGGGUUUCCCGCUGCCGAAACAGUACCUGGAUGUGAGCUCCCAGACGGACAUCUCAGGAAGUUUUGGCACGAGCAGCAACAAUCAGUUGGCAGAGAAGGUCAGAUUGCGCCUUCGAUAUGAAGAGGCUAAGAGAAGGAUCGCCAACCUGAAGAUCCAACUGGCCAAGCUUGACAGCGAGGCCUGGCCGGGAGUGCUGGACUCGGAAAGGGACCGGCUGAUCCUCAUCAACGAGAAGGAGGAGCUGCUGAAGGAGAUGCGCUUCGUCAGCCCCCGAAAGUGGACCCAGGGGGAGGUAGAGCAGCUGGAGAUGGCCCGGAAGCGGCUGGAGAAGGAUCUGCAGGCAGCUCGGGACACGCAGAGCAAGGCCCUGACGGAGAGGUUAAAGUUGAACAGUAAGAGGAACCAGCUGGUGAGAGAGCUGGAGGAAGCCACCCGACAAGUCGCAGCGCUGCACUCCCAGCUGAAAAGCCUCUCAAGCAGCAUGCAGUCCCUGUCCUCAGGCAGCAGCCCUGGAUCCCUCACGUCCAGCCGGGGCUCCCUGGCCGCCUCCAGCCUGGACUCCUCCACCUCAGCCAGCUUCACUGACCUCUACUAUGACCCCUUCGAGCCACUGGACUCAGAGCUGCAGAGCAAGGUGGAGUUUCUGAUCCUGGAGGGGGCCACGGGCUUCCGGCCCUCAGGCUGCAUCACCACCAUCCAUGAGGACGAGGUGGCCAAGACCCAGAAGGCAGAGGGGGGCAGCCGCCUGCAGGCCCUGCGCUCCCUGUCUGGCACCCCGAAGUCCAUGACCUCCCUGUCCCCCCGCUCUUCCCUCUCCUCUCCAUCCCCGCCCUGCUCCCCUCUCAUUGCUGACCCCCUCCUGGCUGGAGAUGCUUUCCUGAGCCCUCUGGAGUCUGAAGACCCAGAGCUGAGUGCCGCUCUCUGUGAACUGAGCCUCAGCAGCAGCACCCGGGAGAGGUACCCGCUGGACGAACCAGGAACGGAAGGCAAACCAUUGGGCCAAGCUAUGAAUACAGCCCAGGGGUGCAGCCUGAAAGUGGCCUGUGUCUCAGCUGCUGUGUCAGAUGAAUCCGUGGCCGGGGACAGUGGUGUGUAUGAGGCUUCUGUGCAGAGAUUGGGUGCUUCAGAAGCUGCUGCUUUUGACAGUGAUGAAUCAGAAGCAGUGGGUACAACCCGGGUUCAGAUUGCCCUGAAGUAUGAUGAGAAGAAUAAGCAAUUUGCAAUAUUAAUCAUCCAGCUCAGUAACCUUUCUGCUCUGCCGCUGCAGCAGGACCAGAAAGUGAACAUUCGCGUAGCUAUCCUUCCCUGCUCCGAAAGCACCACCUGCCUGUUCCGGACCCGGCCCCUGGACGCCUCAGACACCCUCGUGUUCAAUGAAAUGUUCUGGGUGUCCAUGUCCUAUCCAGCCCUUCACCAGAAGACCUUAAGAGUCGAUGUCUGUACCACCGACAGGAGCCAUCUGGAGGAGUGCCUGGGAGGCGCCCAGAUCAGCCUGGCUGAGGUCUGUCGGUCUGGGGAGAGGUCGACUCGCUGGUACAACCUCCUGAGCUACAAAUACUUGAAGAAACAGAGCAGGGAGCCCAAACCAGUGGGAGCCAAGGUCUCCACCCCAGGGCCUGAAAGCACGGAUGCCGUGUCUGCUCUGUUGGAACAGACAGCAGUGGAGCUGGAGAAGAGGCAGGAGGGAAGGAGCAGCACACAGACCCUGGAAGACGGCUGGAGGUACGAGGAGACCAGCGAGAACGAAGCGGCGGCCGAGGAGGAGGAGGAGGAAGAUGAGGAAGAGGGAGAGGAUGUUUUCUCUGAGAAAGCCUCACCUGAUAGGGACGAGUGCCCAGCGUUAAAGGUGGACAAAGAGACCAACACAGAGACCCCGGCCCCCUCUCCCACAGUGGUGCGGCCCAAGGACCGCCGGGUGGGCGCACCAUCCCCAGGGCCCUUUCUUCGGGGGAGCACCAUCAUACGCUCUAAGACCUUCUCCCCAGGACCCCAAAGCCAGUAUGUGUGCCGGCUGAACCGAAGUGACAGCGACAGCUCCACGCUGUCCAAGAAGCCACCUUUUGUUCGAAACUCCCUGGAGCGGCGCAGUGUCCGGAUGAAGCGGCUCUCGCUCCCCCCACAGCCUUCAUCGGUCAAAUCCCUGCGCGCCGAGCGCCUGAUCCGCACGUCGCUGGACCUCGAGCUGGACCUGCAGGCCACCAGGACGUGGCACAGUCAGCUGACUCAGGAGAUCUCAGUGCUGAAGGAGCUCAAGGAGCAGCUCGAACAAGCCAAGAGCCACGGGGAGAAGGAGUUGCCGCAGUGGUUGCGUGAGGAUGAGCGCUUCCGCCUGCUGCUGAGGAUGCUGGAGAAGCGGAUGGACCGAGGAGAGCACAAGGGUGAGCUCCAGACAGACAAGAUGAUGCGGGCAGCCGCCAAGGAUGUGCACAGGCUUCGAGGCCAGAGCUGUAAGGAGCCCCCGGAAGUGCAGUCUUUCAGGGAGAAGAUGGCAUUUUUCACCCAGCCUCGGAUGAAUAUCCCGACGCUCUCUGCAGACGAUGUCUAG
Enhydra lutris kenyoni (northern sea otter) is the source of this 3395-nucleotide messenger RNA. RefSeq names its product WW and C2 domain containing 1. Bases 45 to 3395 code for a protein of 1116 amino acids. Lineage: Eukaryota; Metazoa; Chordata; Mammalia; Carnivora; Mustelidae. Gene Ontology annotation, cellular component: cytoplasm. Gene Ontology annotation, molecular function: kinase binding; molecular adaptor activity. The transcript has 23 exons. Gene Ontology annotation, biological process: regulation of DNA-templated transcription; regulation of hippo signaling; cell migration. The record is from RefSeq and is a predicted model, not a curated record.